CUCAAGAACGGACUUUCUGGGUGGUAAUAUCCAGAAACUCCACUUCUCUUGGGUCCCUUUUAGCUCAACUGAUGCCCAGGAGAGAGUCUGUACGUCACCACUUAUCUAUUACCUUCUUUCCACCGCCUUCCCCAGCCACCGCGGGAGCCGCGGGCGCCUGGUUACUAUGGCAACCGCGACCAGCCCGCAGCCAGCUCUGCUGCGACACUGACUUCUCCAACCUCAGCUGAGAUGCCGUGGUGAGAACCGACAGUGAGGCAGAAGCCAGCAUCUCAUUCCUUCUUCACUAUUCUCAUCAUGAAUUUCCGGACCCUGAGAGGACUGGGGGUAAGGGACAAGGAAUGAACAAGAGCCUCCGGAUGCUAACCUCCUGUGGGAUUCCAGCUGCAAGUGGAGCGUGCAACACUUAAGUUGUGUGCAGCCAUUCCAGCGGCACCUGUGUUCUGAGGACUGACUGACCCUGGGAAGGCAGACACUCGCCGCCGAUGGAGAAGAUGCUGCUUUGAAGCUCUCAUUGAUUAAGGUGACAGUGUCAGGUGGAUCAACUGCCAUCCCACUGCCCCGUCUGUUGGGCAGUGCUGAGAGUGGGGAAGCAUGGAAGAGAAGAAGCAUGAGACCACGAACCAAGCUCAUGUCCUCUUUGACCGGUUUGUCCAAGCCACUACCUGCAAGGGAACCCUCAAGGCCUUUCAAGAACUCUGUGACCACCUGGAACUGAAGCCUAAAGACUACCAUUCCUUCUAUCACAAGCUCAAGUCCAAGCUUAACUACUGGAAAGCCAAAGCUCUCUGGGCAAAGUUGGACAAACGGGGCAGUCACAAAGACUAUAAAAAGGGAAAAGCAUGCACUAACACUAAGUGUCUCAUCAUUGGAGCUGGCCCCUGUGGUCUCCGCACAGCCAUUGAUUUAUCCUUAUUGGGAGCUAAGGUGGUGGUUAUUGAGAAGCGAGAUGCCUUUUCCCGCAACAAUGUCUUACAUCUCUGGCCCUUCACCAUACAUGAUCUUCGAGGUCUGGGUGCCAAGAAGUUCUAUGGCAAGUUCUGUGCUGGAGCCAUCGAUCAUAUCAGUAUACGUCAACUCCAACUAAUACUUUUGAAAGUAGCCUUGAUCCUAGGCAUUGAAAUACAUGUCAAUGUAGAAUUCCAAGGACUUGUACAGCCUCCUGAGGAUCAAGAAAACGAACGGAUAGGUUGGCGGGCACUGGUGCACCCCAAAACUCAUCCUGUAUCAGAGUAUGAAUUUGAAGUGAUCAUUGGUGGGGAUGGCCGUAGGAACACCUUGGAAGGAUUUCGCCGGAAAGAAUUUCGUGGCAAACUGGCUAUUGCCAUUACAGCAAAUUUUAUUAACCGAAAUACAACAGCAGAAGCCAAAGUGGAAGAGAUCAGUGGUGUGGCUUUCAUAUUUAACCAAAAAUUUUUCCAGGAGCUACGAGAAGCCACAGGUAUUGAUUUGGAGAACAUCGUCUACUACAAAGAUGACACGCACUAUUUCGUUAUGACAGCCAAAAAGCAGAGUUUACUGGACAAAGGGGUGAUACUGCAUGACUAUGCUGACACAGAACUCUUGCUUUCCCGGGAGAACGUGGACCAGGAGGCAUUGCUAAACUAUGCCCGGGAGGCGGCUGACUUCUCCACGCAACAGCAACUACCCUCUCUAGAUUUUGCCAUCAAUCAUUAUGGGCAGCCUGAUGUGGCCAUGUUUGACUUCACUUGUAUGUAUGCCUCUGAGAAUGCAGCCUUGGUACGGGAACAGAAUGGACACCAGUUAUUAGUGGCUCUGGUUGGGGACAGCCUCCUAGAGCCUUUCUGGCCCAUGGGAACAGGAAUAGCCCGGGGCUUUCUAGCUGCUAUGGACUCUGCCUGGAUGGUACGAAGUUGGUCUCUAGGAACCAGCCCCUUGGAAGUCCUGGCAGAGAGGGAAAGCAUUUAUAGGUUGCUGCCUCAAACCACCCCUGAGAAUGUGAGCAAGAACUUCAGCCAGUAUAGCAUCGACCCUGUCACUAGGUAUCCUAAUAUUAAUGUCAACUUCCUCCGGCCAAGCCAGGUGCGCCAUUUAUAUGAUACUGGAGAAACGAAAGAUAUUCAUUUGGAAAUGGAGAACCUAGUGAAUUCCCGAACUACCCCAAAGUUGACUCGCAAUGAAUCUGUAGCUCGUUCAAGCAAACUGCUAAGUUGGUGCCAAAGGCAGACAGAUGGUUACGCAGGAGUAAACGUGACAGAUCUCACCAUGUCUUGGAAAAGUGGCCUGGCUCUAUGUGCAAUUAUCCACAGAUACCGUCCUGAUCUGAUAGAUUUUGAUUCUUUGGAUGAACAAAAUGUGGAAAAGAAUAACCAGCUGGCCUUUGAUAUUGCUGAGAAAGAACUGGGCAUCUCUCCCAUCAUGACAGGCAAAGACAUGGCCUCUGUUGGGGAGCCUGACAAGCUGUCCAUGGUGAUGUACCUGACUCAGUUCUAUGAGAUGUUUAAGGACUCACUCUCCUCUACUGACACCUUGGACUUGAAUGCUGAGGAAAAAGCAGUUCUGAUAGCCAGCACCAAAUCCCCUAUCUCCUUCCUGAGCAAACUUGGGCAGACUAUCUCUCGGAAGCGUUCUCCCAAGGAUAAAAAGGAAAAGGACUUGGAUGGAGCUGGAAAGAGGAGAAAAACUAGUCAAUCAGAGGAGGAGGAAACUCCCAGGGGCUACAGAGGAGAAAGACCAACACUGGUGAGCACCCUGACAGACAGGAGGAUGGAUGUUGCUGUUGGAAACCAGAAUAAAGUGAAGUACAUGGCAACCCAGCUGUUGGCCAAAUUUGAAGAGAAUGCGCCCGCACAGACUACUGGCAUAAGGAGACAGCCGACACAAGAGCGUGGGGUCAGCCAGCCGACCUGCUGCCUGCCUGAGCAGGGUCUCCCUGCUCCCAUCCCCCAGUGGAAACAGCGACGGGAAAAGGAACGUUCUCGGACCUGCCCAAAAAAAGUGAUCACACUUUCUCCUCCCCCUACUUCACCUGCCUGUCAGGUGCACAGUGAACAGCAGACAUACAGGGAUCUUGAUGCUGACAGCCGUGGCAAGCAGAGUCCCCGACAUGAGAGGACAGAGCCUGAACCUUCUCGUCGAUUUUUUGUUGACCAGUGGGAGCUUUCUCUUAGUCUCCGCUCCUCCAACCGCCCUGCCUCUCCCUCCUCCGACUCCCUUCGACAGAAGUAUAUAAAGAUGUACACGGGCGGAGUGAGCUCAUUGGCUGAGCAGAUAGCCAAUCAGCUUCAAAGGAAAGAGCAGCCCAAAAUCCUUCUAGACAAGAAGGAGCUGGGCUCCAUGAAGAAGGAGUUCCCACAGAAUUUGGGGGGCAGCGACACGUGCUAUUUCUGCCAGAAGCGGGUCUAUGUGAUGGAGAGACUGAGUGCUGAGGGCAAGUUCUUCCACCGGAGCUGCUUUAAAUGUGACUACUGUGCCACCACCCUGCGCCUCUCAGCCUAUGCCUAUGACAUUGAGGAUGGUAAAUUCUACUGUAAACCACACUACUGUUAUCGACUCUCUGGCUAUGCACAAAGGAAGAGGCCAGCUGUGGCUCCUCUGUCUGGAAAGGAGGCCAGAGGACCCCUGCAGGAUGGCCCCACUGCAGACACAAAUGGACGGGCCAGUACCAUCACCAGCUCGGCUGAGAGAACUCCAGGUUCCAGUGUAAAUGGCCUGGAGGAACCUAGCAUUGCCAAGAGGCUGAGGGGCACUCCUGAGAGAAUCGAACUGGAGAACUACCACCGGUCUGUGAAACGGGCAGAGGAGCUGGAGGAAGUACCUGAGGAAACGCAAGCCGAGCACAACCUGAGCAGCGUACUAGACAAGGGCACCGAAGAGGACGUGGCCAGCAGCAGUUCCGAGUCGGAAAUGGAGGAAGAAGAGGAAGAGGAAGAGGAGGAGGAGCAGCUGCCCACUUCUGACCUGGGUGGUGUUCCUUGGAAGGAGGCUGUAAGGAUCCAUGCUCUUCUGAAAGGGAGGAGUGAGGAAGAGUUAGAGGCCUCCAAGAGCUUUGAGCCUGGGGAGGGAGAAGAGGAGGAGGAAGAGGAAUAUGAAGAAGAAGAGGAGGAAGAAUAUGACGAAGAGGAGGAGGAGUCCAGUGAAGAAGGGGAGUAUUGCCCCUGGGACAGAGAACUCCUGCAAGGCCAGUGGCUCCAGCAUCUCUCAAAGGAAGAAGAAACGGGUACUUGUAAAGCUGGGAACCACAGGCUACAGCAGAUAAUAAAUCCAGCAGAUCCCUUGGCGAUCCAGGCUGAUGUGCACUGGACACACAUUCGUGAGAAAGAGGAGGAAGAAAGAAUGGUCCCAACCUCUGAAUCUUCCACUUCUAGAGCCCCAUUGGAUGAGAAUGACCUGGAGGAAGAUGUGGACUCGGAGCCAGCAGAGAUAGAAGGGGAGGCAGCAGAGGAUGGGGACCCUGGGGACACUGGUGCUGAGCUGGAUGAUGAUCAGCAUUGGUCUGAUGACAUCCCAUCAGAUGCUGAAAUGGAGCUUCGCUUGCGACGCCACCCUGAAGUAGAAGCAGAGUUAGAGCUGAGGGUAAUAGAAAAUGAGGAGGAAAAGCCAUCUGCCUUACCAGUGCAACAAGAAAGAGGUCCUUCUCAAGUCUCCAGCCCCGUCCAGUCCCCUCAGGAACAAGCCAUUCUUUCUACCCCAGCAUCUAGCCACAGAGCAGAGGGACCCCAAACCCCACUUGCCUCUGUUGCCACCAAGAUUAAAUCCCCUGAGGAGCGCUUUUUCCCUGACCCUCUGCUCCCCAAAGAGAAGCCCAAAGCUGAAGCUCCCCCGGAUCAGAAGACUGCACCCCCUCCCAUCCGGUCGCAGCCUGUAUCUCUGCCAGAACCAAGGACACCUACCUCACCUGUGAGCUCACAGUUUGUGGCUCAGGUGGCCCCUUCUGCAUCCCCUUCCACCCAGCUCCCUAUUUGCUCCCAGCCUCAGCCUUCCUCAGAGGCCACCAUCCCAUCCCCCACUGAGUCCCCCAUACGCUUCCAGCCUGUUCCAGCCAAAGCUUCUACCCCUUUGGUCCCCUUACCUGUGAAAAGCCAAGCUGAUCCCAAGAACAGACUGGACAGCCCUCUUGCUGUGGAUGAAGCCCUGAAACGGAGUGACCUGGUGGAGGAGUUUUGGAUGAAAAGCGCUGAGAUCCGCCGCAGUCUGGGACUCACACCUGUGGAGCGAAAGAAGGGGCCUGAGCCCAGCUUCCCCUCACCUGCCUUCAAGCCAGUAUCCCUAAAAUCCUUUUCAGUUGAGAAGUCCCCUCAGGAUGAAGGACUUCAUCUUCUGAAACCUCCAUCUGUUCCUAAAAGGCUGGGCUUGCCAAAGUCAGAUGGUGAGCAGCCCUCCCUGCUGACUCCCAAAUCUCCAUCUGACAGAGAGCUGAGAAGCUCCCAUGAAGAGCGGAGGGAUCUGUCCAGCAGCUCUGGCCUGGGCCUUCAUGGGAGCUCCUCAAACAUGAAGACCUUGGGCAGCCAGAGCUUCAACACCUCAGACUCCACCAUGCUCACCCCACCUUCAAGCCCACCACCACCCCCACCGCCAGAUGAGGAGCCCGCCACCCUCCAAAGAAAGCCCUAUCAGAUAUUUGAGCAUAAAGAAACUGAGCCAAAAUCCUCCAUUAUCCCACCUCCUCCACCUGCCACAUUUAUGCGGCCCCCACGAGAGCCUGCCCAACCCCCCAGGGAGGAAGUGCGGAAGUCAUUUGUAGAGAGUGUGGAUGAAAUCCCCUUUGCUGAUGAUGUGGAGGACACCUAUGAUGACAAAACUGAGGACUCAAGUCUGCAGGAAAAGUUCUUCACACCCCCUUCCUGCUGGACCCGCCCAGAGAAGGCCCUCCACCCACCCCUGGCCAAAGAGAAUGGACGGCUGCCUUCUCUGGAGGGUAGUGCCCAGCUGCAGAAGAGGGGACUGCCCUUGGUCUCUCCUGAAGCUAAGGAGCUGGCUGAGGAACGCAUGCGAGCCCGGGAGAAGUCUGUGAAGAGCCAGGCACUGAGAGACGCCAUGGCCAAGCAGCUGAGUAGGAUGCAGGAGAUGGAGAUGGCAGCUGGGGCCUCCAGAUCCCGCAAGGCUUCCUCAGCACCCUCCCAGAGCAAACAACUUUUGACAGAGUCCUCCAAACCCCCAGGUCUCAAAGGCUCUAAGGAGCCCACUCUGAAGCAUGAAGCCACUAGUGAGGAGGUCCUCUCCCCUCCAUCAGACUCAGGGGGCCCAGAUGGUUCUGUCACCUCUUCUGAGGGCUCCAGUGGGAAGAGCAAGAAGAGGUCAUCCCUCUUCUCCCCCCACAGAAACAAGAAAGAGAAGAAGUCCAAAGGGGAGGGCCGACCCACAGAGAAACCCAGCUCACGCCUUCCAGAGGAAGCAGCCACCAAACCCAAGUCCUUGUGGAAGUCCGUCUUUUCUGGGUACAAGAAGGACAAGAAGAAAAAGGGCGAUGAGAAGUCAUCCUCCAGCACCCCAUCCAGCGGAGCUACUGUGGACUCUGGCAAGCACAGGAUGUCUCCUAUUGUAAGAGCAGAGCUGCAGCUCCGGCGCCAGCUGAGUUUCUCGGAGGACUCAGACCUCUCCAGUGAUGACAUCCUUGAGAGGUCCUCCCAGAAGUCCAGGAGAGAGUUGAUUUAUGUACCACACGCCUUGGCAUUCAGGAGAUCCUAUUCAUCAAAGCCAAGAACCUACACAGAAGAAGAGCUGAAUACCAAGCUGACCCGGCGUGUGCAGAAGGCAGCUCGGAGACAGGCCAAGCAAGAGGAGCUCAAACGGCUCCACCGAGCCCAGAUCAUCCAACGGCAGCUGGAGCAGGUGGAAGAAAAGCAGAGGCAGCUGGAAGAGAGAGGGGUUGCAGUGGAGAAGGCACUCCGAGGUGAAGCAGACUAUUGGGGAGAGUCUUAUUACAGUGACCUCAUCGACUUGCAUCUGGGUGUUGAGCCCAGUGGCGGGACUCCACGGCGUAGACCUCUCUCCUUCUGCCCUUGCUGUGUCCAGGAAGGCAUGGGCAAGAAGGAUGACCCUAAGCUGAUGCAAGAGUGGUUCAAACUGGUGCAAGAAAAAAAUGCCAUGGUGCGCUAUGAGUCGGAGCUGAUGAUUUUUGCCCGAGAGUUAGAGCUGGAAGAUCGGCAGAGCCGACUACAGCAGGAACUGCGGGAGCGGAUGGCAGUGGAAGAUCACCUGAAGACCGAGGAGGAGUUGUCAGAGGAGAAGAAGAUCCUGAACGAGAUGUUGGAAGUUGUAGAGCAGAGAGACUCUCUAGUGGCCCUGCUGGAGGAGCAGCGGCUCCGGGAAAAAGAGGAGGACAAGGACCUGGAGGCGGCCAUGCUGUCAAAGGGUUUCAGCCUGAACUGGUCCUGAGUUUGUGCCCAUUACACUGCUUGGAAUGUCAGCAUCCACCUGGCUAUGUUCUCCCAAACCACCUGGAUCUAAGGUCCAAGGAAGCCUGGCACUUCCUGGGAGUUUGCAUUCAGCCACCCACAUGCUCAUGUGCUAUGGUGAAACCCCAGGUGAUGAUGAUUAUGAGAUGACUCCGCCUCCUGAGAAGAGGCCCACCUGGACUUCCCACUCAAGAAAGAGGAGCAGAGCAAGAGAUGUAUGGUGCAGUGGGGGAACCCCGCACGGUCCCUGAGGACCUGUUGCCUGGUGCCCCUUCCUUCCGCCAGCAUGUUUGAUAAGAGAAGGGAGCUGCUCCUUCUCUUCAAAGACACCGCCACUACAGAGAGCACCCCGCAGAACAGGGAAGCUGCCUUCUUCAUGCUCCCUGAAGCACCACCAAAGAAAGAAAAAAACACCCCACAAGCAAGAUGUGGAUAGAGUAUGGGAGAGGGGCAGUGACCGGUCAGGGCAGUGACCACCCCAGCAUUGCAGGGGAAGCUGAGGGAUAGGCAGGCUCUGAGUUCAUUAUGCAAAUUAUGAGGAUGCAAGAGGGGUCUGUCCCCAGCCCCCACACAACACACUGGACUCCUAGUGGCCAAAUGCCCCAGGCCUCUCUCUGGCUGAGGCCCGAAGCCCAUGGAUUGCUGCAUUUUGCUUUUAGUUCACAACCAUUUUGACACUGGAAAGUACUAACUUUGGCGACAGGGGGACCCUACACAUCAAGCCCCCCAUUGACAGACAGGCAUUGUCACAAUUCAGCGCUUCACAGUGGGGCAAGAGAUUCCCUUCUUCCUUGGUGUUUUUUCCUGUGUUUGCACAUUGAAAUGAAGCUGAGGACCUGGCAAGAUGCUCAGCCACUUCUGAUCUUUUUUGUCAAUUAACUUAUUUUUUUAAUACUUGAAAAGAAGCAACUUCAUUUUUAUAUCUUUACUAAAGACACUGAUCACCUGGCACCUAUGUGUAGGGGUAACAGAGGUCUGCUAAGUCCUACACAGCCUGAUUCAAAACUGAACGCUUGUUAUAUGCAUCUAUUUAUUAGCCUUCUUCGUAGUGUUACUGAUCUGGUUGGCAUCAGGGAGCAGCUUGAGACCCUCUGGGUCCUUGCUCACAGCUUUUCUGUCCCCCUGUAACUGUGUCCAGCCCUCUCCUCCUCCACCGGCACCCUGCUCUUGCUGUGGCACUGGACUUUAACAUCAGAACCAUUAACUUGUCAAGGAUACAUUUCAGCACUGUCAGCAGUCAUGCUGAAAGGCAAAGAUGCCACGCAGGUCUCUCGCUGUUGGAAUGUUGGCUCUGUAGGACCCAUUGUUUUCUCAACCUUGGUGCCAGGGUUUAUGGCCCUCCACGCAUAUGUUAAAGAAGAUUUGGGGAUAAGCCCUCUUCUAGCUGGCUGAGAGGGUGUGAGUGGCUCCUGUGAUCUGUCUGGCUGAUAGGAAUUCCCUCAGCCUAGCUGAAGGUCCAGCCAGACAGGAAAACAUGUGCUGCUGCCAGUAUCAACAUUUAGGCUGGUCUCUCACAGACAGGCAACUGCAGCCCUGUCUUCCCUCCCCUGAAUUAGAAUCUUCUUGAGGUGGUAAGGGCUAAUAAGUACCAUGUAACUAGCUCUACAAGUCAAACUGUUCAUUUUUCAUGGUUCAACCAGAGAACAGGUGUGUAUAAUUCAUCAAGCCACUGACUAAGAAGGUCAAGGGCUGGGGAGUGCUUGCCUAUCAAAAGAAUUAGCACAUGGUCAUCCCAGGGAUGAUUCCAUCAGUGCCAGGCCAGUCUCGAAGGGGCUCUGCAGCUGAUUCCUUGUGGGAAGGGCCGGUGUAGAAUGAAUAGGCCUGGCAAUUCUUCAGAUGUCCGUGGGGCAGGACAGGCCAAGGGUCCAUACUGACCUUGGACUUCCCAUGGGAACCACACUGUGCCUCAACUCGAACAUUCAUUCUAACUACAAUGGAGCAAAGAAUCUGUCCUAUUCUUCAGUUUCUCUAAAAGCUGCCAUCUUUCUCCUGUGGAAAUCCAGAUGUGCUGCUAGCAACCAUCACAACUCUGACUUCUUCACUUCCUGGUUUCUAGUGAGGCAACAUCUCCAUUUUUAUUCUCUGUUCCUAAAAGUGGGGAGGAGGGUGUUCUAGAUUCCAUCUUCAUACCCCAAUCUUCCAGUAAAAUUGGACUUGGGACAGGACUGUCAUUGCCUUUGUGGCCUUUUACUAACCCUCUCUCUUGCCACCACAACAGUCAAGCCCCAGCAGAGCUGCCUCUGUCCCUGUCACUCCUGCUAAACCCAGAAGUAGGAAUUGGUUUCCAAAGUGACUCAAAAGGGAUGUGGCAGUAGAGCUGUGCUUCAAAUUGCCUCGUGCAGCAGAAACACCAGGUUCUCUUUUGCCUCUUGUUGCUGCCCAGUCCCAGCCAACUUUGGCAUCACUUCAUCCUUCAAAGCACAUGCUGCUCCUAUUGUCACUCAAAAGGGGGCUAAAGAUGGCAGAGAAGCCUCAACCAGCCUGUAAGAUGCCCCCCAGUUUUCUAUUCCUGACAGUGUUAAGGCUUCAGGUUCUCAUAGAGCACUUUAAAAAAUAAAAAAUUAAAAAAUUUUUAAAAAGCUCCCAGUUUGUAACCACUAGUUUGCAGUUGAUUUUAGUGAUCUGGUGACUUGCUACAUGAAAUGUUUUCCACUCUGGAAAUGCAUGCAGCUCCAAGCAGAUUUUCUUCCCAAGAAUUAAGUCUUCCCUUGAAGGCAGGGAAGCAGGGUAUGUAUACAUGCAGACACACACAAAAUGUCGGCGUUUAAUUGAAUAAACCUAUACAAGUUUAUGUAUAGUUGGGGAUCCAUGUUCAGCAUCCCUAGUGGGCAGAAGACGGCCCCUAACUCCCAAGUUUGAGGCUGGCCAGCAGCUGUGUGUGAGAUUCCAACCCCGUUAAUGUCUUUGGACCUUUGCCCCCAGCAGCCACUCUAAAGCUGAUUUUGACCAGCAAUGAUAGACUAUUCUUAACACUUUCAAAAGAGAAGAAUUUUUUCAAUGGAGCAGAAAGGAGGAAAGAGUUAAAACAAAUUUACAAGUUGAGGGUGUAGCUCAGUGGUAGAGUAUGCGCUUAGCAUGCACAAGGCCCUGGGUUCCAUUCCCAGCACUGCCAAGAAAAAAAAAAAAAAAGUUAAAAGGUGGUAAUAUCUGACCCACAAAGGGAAAUGGACUCUUUUAUGCGCAAUAAAAGUUUUUAAAAUAAA
This is a messenger RNA of Ictidomys tridecemlineatus (thirteen-lined ground squirrel), 10561 nucleotides long. Lineage: Eukaryota; Metazoa; Chordata; Mammalia; Rodentia; Sciuridae. The record is from RefSeq and is a predicted model, not a curated record.